AUCAAUGUGAAUUGGGUUUCGUUUGUAUUUUUCUAGUAGAGAGUAACUAGUGAUAAAUUUCGUCACUGUUUCGUUCAAAUUUCGAAUAAUAAACAAAAGCGAAUAAAAUUGCAAAAAUGAGUAAUUCAACUAUUUCUGAUCAAUCGCUCAUGGACAAGUCUAUGCGGAGUGUUUUCGUCGGGAAUAUCCCGUACGAAGCCACAGAAGAGAAUUUAAAGGAUAUUUUUAGUGAAGUUGGACCAGUACUUUCGUUUAAAUUAGUAUUUGACCGGGAAACAGGUAAGCCAAAAGGAUAUGGCUUUUGUGAGUACAAAGAUCAAGAGACAGCUCUUAGUGCUAUGAGAAAUCUAAAUGGUUAUGAAAUUGGUGGAAGAACAUUAAGGGUUGAUAAUGCAUGUACAGAAAAGAGUCGAAUGGAAAUGCAAAGUCUCUUGCAAGGGCAGAACACUGAGAAUCCAUAUGGAGAGGCAGUACAGUCAGAUAAAGCUCCAGAAGCUAUAAGUAAAGCUGUUGCAUCUUUGCCACCUGAGCAAAUGUUCGAACUUAUGAAGCAAAUGAAACUCUGUGUACAAAACAAUCCAAAUGAGGCACGUCAAAUGUUGCUUCAGAAUCCUCAACUGGCAUAUGCCUUGUUACAAGCUCAGGUAGUAAUGAGAAUAGUGGAUCCUCAUACAGCAGUCAAUAUGUUACAUAAAGCAAAUCCAAUCCCAAGUGUAUUAACACCUUCGGAUAAACCAGCAGUGCAUCCAGUUGUACCCCGAAUAGAAGAACCAUGGGCUCCUACCCGUCCAGCAGCAGUUACUAAUCCUCCAGCACCAAUAUUUGCUGGUCAAGAUGUUGAUUUACGUACAUUGGAUAGACAAAUGGAUCCACGUUUAGCUAGAAUGGAUCAAGAUUUAAGAGGACCACAAGUACAAUCAACACCUGUUAGUGCAUCUCCAGCUGUAUCUGCUAAUACAGAUCCUAGAGCACUUAAUACAUUCAAUAUCUCGGACAACACACUUCCUGUUGAAGGAGUUGAGAGUUUUUGUCGUGAUCCAAGAACAGACAGAUUUGGUAGAGAUCCAAGAGAUCCUAGAGAUCAAAGAAUGCCUAUUGAUCCGAGGAUUACAAAAGCUAAUCCACCAGUGCCAGUUGCACCACCAGUGGUGCCAAGACCUGUUGCAGCACCUGCUCAAUCUUCAAAUGUCGCUACAGCUAGCGUAGCAACUUCUGUGACAGCAUUGACUACGUCAACGACAUCUGCGACGUCCAGGCUUAUGGCAGGCAUGUCUCCAGCAGGAAAUAUACCAAGCGGAGCAUCCGAUCAAGAGAAGGCGGCUUUAAUAAUGCAAGUAUUACAGUUAUCUGAUGAACAAAUUGCUAUGUUACCACCUGAACAGAGGCAAAGUAUUUUGUUACUUAAAGAACAGAUUGCUAAAAGUGCUCAACGUUAAUGUACUUUUAUAAUGAAUUAUCUUUUAUAAUAAUAGACAUUUAAAUUAAAAAAAAAAACUUAGUUGUCAGUUGUAAGUUUUAUGUUAUAACAAUAAAAAAGGAAAUUAUCACAAAAAUAAAUGCAAAAACAUAAACUUCCGCUCUGCAGUUAAGUAAUUUUAGCUUACUUAUUAAAUGUAAAUAUA
Molecule: messenger RNA, 1622 nt
Organism: Frieseomelitta varia
Lineage: Eukaryota; Metazoa; Arthropoda; Insecta; Hymenoptera; Apidae
Gene: CstF64
Product: cleavage stimulation factor subunit 2
Exons: 8
Coding region: 117-1436 (439 amino acids)
Biological process (GO): mRNA 3'-end processing
Cellular component (GO): mRNA cleavage and polyadenylation specificity factor complex
Molecular function (GO): mRNA binding
Source: RefSeq, a predicted model, not a curated record